AGAACCCGCAGAUGAUGUAAAAAGUGAAGAAAGUGAUGAUGAACCUACUGCAAAGAAGAGCAAGAAAGUGGCUUCAGAUAAGACUCCUAAGAAGAAAAAGAAAGCGGUCAAGGAAUGUAUUUUAAAAAAAACAAAGGAAAAGGUGGAAGAGACGACUGCCACAACAAAACCCAGAAAAAGAAAGAAGAAGAGACCAUUACUGAUGUUCUAGCCACCUCUGCACCAAAAGCUGGAACACCGGAAGACCUACAAAAUCUGUUGGAACAACAUUAUUGCAAGACAACGGUCAGUUUAUAGAAUUGGAAGAACUAAAAUUGCCAGAUAAUUCAUUUGUGAAAGCAAAUGACCUCAGCCAUACCCUGUCUUCAUAUUUAAAGGAAAUGUGCCCUAAGUGGUCCAAACUAUCGAAAAAUCACAAAGAGAAAAAAUCUGCUCUGAUCUUGGUGAUUUGUAGCUCUGCUCACCGUACCCUGGAACUAAUUAAAUUAAUAAAUGCUUUCAAAGGUGACACCAAAAUAAUGAAGCUAUUUGCAAAACACAUCAAGAUUAAAGAUCAGAUGCAACUACUGCUGGAGAAAAAUAUUGUUCAUCUUGGAAUAGGAACACCUGGAAGGAUUAAAGCUCUCAUAGAACAAGAGGGUCUUAGUUUGCAGUCUCUGAAAUACAUUGUGUUAGAUUGGAACUGGAGAGAUCAGAAGCUGCGGAGGAUGGUGGAUAUUCCAGAGGUGAAGAAGGAGAUGGUGGAACUCCUGGACUCAGGUGUCAUCGCUGCCUGCAGAGGGGUUCUGUGAAGAUUGCGCUGUUCUAA
Staurois parvus is the source of this 808-nucleotide messenger RNA. The record is from the annotation of a GenBank genome assembly. NCBI's taxonomy places the organism in Eukaryota, Metazoa, Chordata, Amphibia, Anura, Ranidae.